Dentiscutata heterogama is the source of this 1384-nucleotide messenger RNA. The record is from the annotation of a GenBank genome assembly. Lineage: Eukaryota; Fungi; Glomeromycota; Glomeromycetes; Diversisporales; Gigasporaceae.
AUGGAAAACCAUAAUCUUUCGGUUAAUAUCCACAUGCUUAAUUCUGAGCAACGUCGUCAACUUUUUCUCGCACUAAUCGAUGCUGAUCCAACUUUGCCUAACGUGCUAAAUUCUGAACGACGUCAUCGGUUAUAUGCUGUAUUAGUUGCUAUCGAUCCUACUCUUGCACAACCACUUUUAGAUUCACGUAGUGCUGUUCAUGGGAUUAUUAAUGAGCAAUUCCCAAAAGGAUUUACAAUGAACCCAAUAAAGAUUAAAGAAUACGAAGACUAUAAAGAUACUCAAAAAAGAAAUAAAAAUGAAUUACAAUGGUAUGAAUUUUUAAACUUAGACAAAAAGCAAUACUUAAAUUUUAGAAAUAAUCUACAAAAUCGUGCAGCUUCUCGAUUUUUACGUGGUGAACCUCUAUCUCGACAACCAAAGGGAAAAGCUAAAGAAGUAAUUAAAGAAUUUAAUAAAGCGAAUCCAACGUUUCCAGUUUCUGAAGCUGAUUUUAUUCUUCCUCAAAGUGGAAAAUCUAGUAAACCUUGUCUUGCUUCAUAUUGUAAUAGCAUGGUUGAUCAAGAAAAAAAAAAGCAAAUUGCUAAUGCAAAAGCAAAAGGGUAUGCAUUACCACCGCCGAAAAAGAAUGUUCGGCCUCCUGCUCGAAAACGCAAUACAAACCAUACUCAAAUUGAAAGUGUUCUCGAUCAAGAUAGCGUGGAUGAGAUGACUGACCAUACAAGAGAUUCUGACACUUCUACUCUUGUGACUAAUACACAAAAAGAUAUUAAUCAAGCAAAAAAAAAGAAAAUUGCUGAAAGUAUGUCUAAUCAAGAAGACACACAUGAAAUGACCGACCAUACUCAAGAUUCUGUCACUUCAAAUCUUGAAUAUAAUAUACCAAGAGAAGAUUAUGACAUCGAAAAUACUGAUCAAGACAGUAUAGUAAGCGAUAAUUCUAAUAUUUUAAUGCCUGCGACUAAUAUAAGAUCACUAUUUAAAAAAGGAAAAAGUAUUCAGUCCCCUAUACAAAAUAUUACAAAUAAUGAUAGCGAUAAUGCACAAGAUUCUAAUACUUCAAUUAAUGCAAUACCACUACCAAUAAAAGCAGGAAAAAGUGCCCGGUCUCCUACGCAAAAUAUUACAAAUAAUGAUAACGAUAAUGAUAAUGCACAAAAUCCACCUGCGAUUAAUACAAUCUCACUACCCAAAAAAACAAGAAAAAACGUUCAGCCUUCUACAAAUAACGAUAACGAUAAUUCACAAGAUACUUUACCACCUGUGAUUAAUACGUUACUACCAAAAAAAGCAAGAAAAAAUGUUCAGCCUUCUACAAAUAAUGAUAACGAUAAUUCACAUGAUACUUUACCACCUGCGAUUAAUACGUUACUACCAAAAAAAG